UUAGGACAAUGGAUAAAUGCAUUCUAGCAGUGGUCCGCACACGGUUUGUCAUAUGUGCACGCAUGUUCAAUCAAUCCUUCAUCUGUAUUUAGUCAUUUAUCGAAUUAAGUUUGUUUCAUCAUCAUGCAAAUCAUACGUAUUUUUUUGUAACCCACAGAGUAGGCUAGUUGUACGUCUAAAAGUUCCGGAAACGUUUUUAUACAUCGUGAUACAGAGAAUUAGAUCAAGAUGACCUGUCCAUAUUUUUCACCUGCUCGCAAAGGCGAAAGACGACCUUCUUUGCUGGAAAGAGUGGAAGCUCAAGAAGGGUACUUAUCCAUCCACGAAGAAAGCGAUAUGAAUUAUGGAAAAUACUUGGGAUUGGACAAGUUGCUCAGCAGCCAAGAAUUGAGAAGCGGAUCCACUGGAUUAACUCCCAUACAUGAUGAACACCUAUUUAUUAUUGUACAUCAAACUUUUGAACUGUGGUUCAAACAAAUGUUACACGAAAUCAACUCAGUUCGAACAAUUUUCAUGUCCGAAUAUCUAGAAGAACGAAACAGUUUAACAGUUAUUUCAAGAAUAAAUAGAGUAAUCGCUAUUCUGAAGCUUUGUACAGAACAGUUUACAAUACUUGAAACAAUGACUCCGCAAGAUUUUCUUGACUUCAGGGACUUCUUGGAGGGAGGAUCCGGUUUUCAAAGUUUUCAAUUUCGCAUGCUCGAAAUUCGUCUUGGAGUAAAAAAUGAACUCCGAGUGGCGUACAAUAGAAAUCAUUUUCUUGAAGUAUUUUUCGGAGAUGAACGCAAAUCACUUGAAACCGCGAUGAAAGAGCCUUCUCUGCUUGAUCUUGUAAAUUAUUGGCUAGAAAGAACACCUGGACUGAAAAGACAAACAUUUGAUUUUUGGAAAAAAUUUAGAUGCAGUGUGGAAGCUAUGCUUGAUGAAAUGAAAGCAGUGGCUGAGGAUGAGAGUGACCUACAAAAGAAAGAAAAUUUAAUGUGGGAAUAUAAAAGAAAAGCUAAAAAUUUCAGCACAAUCUUCGACGAAAACCUUCAUAAUGAUUUGCUGAAAAAAGAUGAAAGAAGAUUCACGUAUCAUGCUUUACAGGGGGCGUUGAUGAUUUUUUUCUACCGUGACGAACCAAGGUUUCAUCUACCGUUUCAACUGCUUCAUUCUUUAAUGGAUGUUGAUAACUAUUUGAUGAAAUUCAGAUAUAACCACGCAUGUAUGGUGCAGCGUAUGGUCGGAAGCAAGGUUGGAACUGGGGGAUCAUCUGGAUAUCAAUACUUAAGAUCAACCUGCAGUGAUCGUUAUAAAAUCUUCCUCGAUCUUCUGAAUAUGGCGUAUCUCGUUCCACGUGACCGAAUUCCACCACUGACAUCACAGAUGAAAAGGAGUCUGUCUGUACCACGAUGCUGACUUCUUGCAGCUUCCACUCACUGGUUUAUACGAGGAACGUGAUUCUGGGAUGUCAACCUGAAACGGGAGCGUCUACAGUUAUCCAGAUAUUGCAGAAGAAGAUGCUGAUUCCGAAGUGGGAGCCAAGUUGAAACCAACAAAGGCAGAUAUGAGACCGUUUGUGUAGCAGAAACUGUUGCCUGCCCCUUUUAAUUAUGAUUAUGUUUAUCUCAAUAAGGUUAUGCUCAAUUUGACUUCAUCAAGUUCGAAAUAGUUUACACUUUACACUGUAAAAAUUAUUACAAAAAAAGUAUACUGGUAUAACUCCAAAUGUUAAAAUAUUGAUUAAAUGUGUAAUCCUGCUUAGCACAAGAAGUCAUCGGCCAUAAGAUUGUAAGAACUACAUGCGAUCAGGGGCACAUUGAGAGUUAUAUCAAUAAAUGUUAUUGCGACGGAUACGUAAGUGAAAUUCUGUGAACGUGGGAUAUGAAAUACGUAAAAGAAAUAUGUUAAAAAUUUAAUUGUACCUAAAAAAAUUCAAAAGCUCAAAAUAUUCCAAAAAUUAAAGAUAUAGCUGACGAGCGAAAUAAAUCUUUUAUCGAGCGAACAGGUGUGAGCCGUUAGAUUAAGUGAAAACCCCACUAUGGCGCAAGCUAAUAUGGGAACCUAUCAUAUAAGCGCCAAUGUACAUAUUUGUUUGGUGGGUGCAUGGUCGUACAUUUGAAGUUGUCAGUGCUUUGCACAAGUGAGGAUACGUCGGAUACAUAUCUACGAUAUCACAAUAAAAAGUCCCGGAUUUUAAAGAUCUUUUCUCAGCUACAAAUUAUUCGUUGAUUGAUGAUAAAAAGUAGUUACAAACCGAAUAUAAAAAUUCUUAUUCAUAUAUAUGCCAAUAUGCUGGCAUGUUUGUAUUUUUAUGUGUGUGUUCAGCCAUUUUAUGUUUUUUGUAUUAUGGAGGAAAUGUCUAAUUUAGUUUGGUAUUUCCCAAUUUACGAGUAAAAUUGUUAUUUUCAAUAUAAUAAUUAUUUUGUACAUAUGCAAUAAAACACUCAACUUCUUCCUAAAUCUACAAUCAUUGUAUUUCAUUUUGUAAAGAUAUCAAUGUGGUGAUUUUCAAAUAAAGUGCAAACAUUGGAUUUAUGAG
Molecule: messenger RNA, 2524 nt
Organism: Styela clava
Lineage: Eukaryota; Metazoa; Chordata; Ascidiacea; Stolidobranchia; Styelidae
Product: tryptophan 2,3-dioxygenase-like
Molecular function (GO): heme binding; L-tryptophan 2,3-dioxygenase activity; metal ion binding
Source: RefSeq, a predicted model, not a curated record